AUGUAUGUUCCAAUGUCACCUCCACCAGUAAUUACAGCUAAUAAUAAUACUUCAACAUCAUUAAAUGUUGGAGAAAAUCCAUCAUCACAUACAAUAUUCGAUCGAUAUAGUGCAGCAGCAAAACGUUAUAAAUAUCUUCGACGUUUAUUAAAAUUUCGUCAAAUGGAUUUUGAAUUUGCUAUAUGGCAAGUUAUACAUUUAUUUAUAGCACCACAAAAAGUUUUUCGUGCAUUUCAAUAUCGAAAACAAACAAAAAAUCAAUGGGCAAGAGAUGAUCCGGCUUUUCUCGUACUUUUAAUGAUAUUUCUUGUUGUUUCAUCGAUUAUUAUUGGACUUGUCCUUGGAAUGGGUUUUUUUGGUAUUAUCAAACUUGUUUUAUGGGUUGUUUUAGUCGAUUGUGUUCUCGUUGGUCUUUUAAUAUCGACUAUUUACUGGUAUAUAGCUAAUCGAUAUUUGAUUGCAAAUCCUAAAUCGAAUAUUGAUGUUGAAUGGGCGUAUUGUUUUGAUGUUCAUCUCAAUGCUGUAUUACCUUUACUUACUAUUUUACAUGUUGGUCAACUACCUUUUCUCAAUUCAUUUGCUGUUACAACAAGUUUUCUCUAUUGUUUUAUUGGUAAUACUGUAUGGGCUAUUGCAGUCGGCUAUUAUAUAUACAUAUUAUUUCUUGGUUUUAGUGCACUGCCAUUUCUUCGUAAUGUUCAUGUGCUUCUAUAUCCAUUAACGGGUCUUUUUCUUACUUAUAUUCUUUCGAUCAUGGUUCGAUGGAAUUUUACUCAAAUGAUUGUGACAUUUUAUGAAUAUCGUGUUGGUCAUAAACGAAUACCAUAG
Molecule: messenger RNA, 828 nt
Organism: Rotaria sordida
Lineage: Eukaryota; Metazoa; Rotifera; Eurotatoria; Philodinida; Philodinidae
Source: the annotation of a GenBank genome assembly